Carya illinoinensis is the source of this 852-nucleotide messenger RNA. RefSeq names its product QWRF motif-containing protein 2-like. Gene Ontology annotation, molecular function: microtubule binding. The record is from RefSeq and is a predicted model, not a curated record. The transcript has a single exon. Bases 1 to 852 code for a protein of 283 amino acids. Gene Ontology annotation, cellular component: centrosome; nuclear microtubule; cytoplasm. NCBI's taxonomy places the organism in Eukaryota, Viridiplantae, Streptophyta, Magnoliopsida, Fagales, Juglandaceae. Gene Ontology annotation, biological process: spindle assembly; centrosome cycle.
AUGUCCUCUUCCUCUUCUUCUACUUCUACGCCUUCUUCGACUUCCAAUUCCCGACGAUGUCCAUCGCCGUUGGUUUCUCGGACGACUACGAUGACGCCGAUGCCUUCGGUAUCGUCUCUGGCUAAACGUUCACAGUCAGUGGAGAGGAGGAGGACGGCCACUCCUCGGCCCAGUUCUCUGGACUCGAGAGCUGGGAGCGGCAAUGGUGAAGUGUCCGCGGCUCAGAAGCUAUUGUUCACUUCGGCGAGGAGCUUGUCGGUGUCGUUUCAGGGUGAAUCGUUCUCGCUCCAAGUCAGCAAGGCGAAGCCUGCGCCGUCUCCAUUGCCGAGCGUGAGGAAGGGUACUCCGGAGAGGAGGAAGGCGACGACACCGGCCAGAGCUGUCGAUAAGACUGAAAACUCGAGGCUGGGGACGGAUCAGCAGCGAUGGCCUGCGCGAUUAAGGCAAGCGAAUUGUAUGAGUAGGAGCUUGGAUUGUACAGACGAAAGGAAAAAGGUUGGUGGACCCGGCAGUGUCGUGAGGGCGUUACAAAGUUCAAUGGCGGAUGUUAGGGUCUCUUCGUUUGACGGGAGAUUGGGUUCAGAAUCGGGAAGGCAGGAUGAGGAAAUGGGGAAAUACACGACUGCAAAAUUUUUUUUCCUCUCUGUGCUGUGCCCAUCGACGACGACUCCUCCAACGGGACGACCUACUCCACCAUCGACGGAAAGCAGCAAACGUUCCAAGUAUCAAAUCUUCCUCAAUCGCAAAUUUUUUUUCCUCUCUGUGCUGUGCCCAUCGACGACGACUCCUCCAACGGGACGACCUCCUCCACCAUCGACGGAAAAGCAGCAAACUGGGUCUCUUUCCAAAUAG